Lachancea dasiensis is the source of this 2463-nucleotide messenger RNA. Lineage: Eukaryota; Fungi; Ascomycota; Saccharomycetes; Saccharomycetales; Saccharomycetaceae. The record is from the annotation of a GenBank genome assembly.
AUGAGUUACGAAUCAAAUAAUAAGGGGGCACCUGGACUCUUUCCCGACCUCUACUUACCAGAUGACAACCAAAAAACUAGUCAACGAAACAAGCAAUCGUCAAAUGAUGAUGCGAGGAGCUUGGACUCUGGGCUGUUCUGCCAGAUGGUUAAUCAGCUCCCUAGGAGAUAUGAAGAUGCAAUGAGACAUGACAACUUUUUCCUCACCCGGCAUUACAAUAUGCUGUUGUCGGAAUCCAGCAAAGCUUAUCCUGGAAAAGAAGCUAUAGCCUUCAAUAAUUUUAAAGAAUAUGACUCAACAUUGAGGAGAGAAUAUGAAAUGCGUCAAAAGCUGGAAAAUAUCACAAACAAUAACCCUAAUGAUGGAGUGCAGCUCACAAAGCUCGAUAAUAUACAUGCACUCUAUACCAGGGAAUACUCUAAAAUAGAUUCCAGAGGUAAUCGCCGCAAGUUGGGAUUUGAUUCUUUGGGUAGUAAGCUGAAAGCGUCUUUAGCACGGAGAAUGAAAGUGCAUCCAUUGAUUGACAAUCGAAAUCAAGGUUUCCAGUCACAACAGUCCAAUAUUACAACAAUAAUUGACCAUUCCAAGCCAGAAAGUGAUGCUAUCGACGAUCCGCAUGGCACUAUGAAAAAAGUCUAUGUCAUUAACGAGGAAUGUGAACCUCAAUCAACGGUGACUCUUGAUACGUUAGACAGUUGGUAUGUGCACAAAGCUCCACAAUCUCCUACGAUACAACGCAAACUUGCAGUGCGACAUCUCCAGAUGAUAUCUAUGGGCGCUACCAUUGGUGUUGGCCUUUUUCUAAACUCAGGUAAAGCAUUCUCCAUAGCAGGUCCUAUGGGUGCUUUUAUCGGCUUUGCCAUUGGUGGCUCUUUGAUUUUGGCGACUCUCUUUUCAUUUGCGGAAAUGGUGGCACUUAUUCCUUUGAUAACAGGCAUAUCUGGUCUCUGCUCAAGGUUUGUCGGUGACGCUUUCGGCUUUAGCGUAGGUUGGUGCCAUUGGCUGUGCUACGCCAUAGCAUUUCCCUCCGAAGUCGUUGCAUCAACCAUGAUGUUGUCUUACUAUGAGAGCUUGGCAAAGAUAGCCACUAGCAAGUCUACGAUGGCCAUAACUAUGUCGACCAUGGUUGUAGGACUGACUUUGAUUAAUCUUAUGGACGUGCGGAUAUACGGGGAGAUUGAAUAUAUUGCAAGUGCCUUUAAGCUCUUGGUAGUAUUACUAUUGAUUAUUUUGAUGAUUGUGAUGAAUGCAGGAGGUUUUGAGAAUGGGUAUAUUGGUUUUCGCUAUUGGGAUUCACAAAAAUCUCCACUUAGUGACAUUACUUUUGGCGCUUUUAGACCCACCUUCGAUUUGAAAGAUCAAGGAUCGGGAGCUAAAGAAGGUAUCGGGGGUCUCGGUGGAAUAAUUUUGGGAUGUCUAGCGUCGACGCUAACGUCGAUGUUUGCGUACGCAGGCUCUGAAAUUGGGUUCAUUGCUGCUGCAGAAGCCAAAAACCCACGAAAGGCAGUUCCUUCUGUGACUAAAAGAAUAUUUACAAGAGUCAUUAUAUUCUAUCUCUUGUCGAUAUUUGUGGUAAGCUUAAAUAUUUACUCGGGAGACCCACGAAUACUGCGUUAUAACACAUCCAAUGACGCAGCCGUGCUAAGAAACAGUGCUUCCAAAUAUCAAAGUGUUAUUGAUGUUCUAGGCGGCAGCAAUUGCCAACAACUUUCUUCUGAAAAAAUGCUCCCUAUAGAUAAUCCGAAUCAAUCGCCAUGGGUCAUAGCAUUGCAAUCUUUUAACCAGUGCGCUCUAUCCCGGUUUGCUAACGGUAUUUUCAUAGCCAUCGGAAUAUCAGCGGGUAGUUCUCAAUUAUAUGGUUCAAGCAGAACCUUGUAUUCCAUGGCAACCCAACAGAAAGCACCGAUAAUUUUCACAAAGUGUAACAGGGGAGGGGUUCCCUAUAUGGCGGUUUUAUUCUGUGGAGCACUGGGAUUUUUGAGUUUGCUAUGCAUGAACAUGAAUAGUUCGGACGUUUUUUUCAUCUUCGUCAGCAUUGGAGCUUUAGGAAGUGUCAUUAUGUGGAUGGGCAUGAAUAUAUCAUAUUUGCGAUUCUACUAUGCCUUGCAAAGGCGACCUGACAUUGUGUCUCGUGAUGCUAGAGAAUACCCGUAUAAGUCUCCCAUGCAGCCUUAUCUAUCGAUUUAUGGCCUUAUAUUGGCUGUUAUUUUGAUACUACUAAAUGGCUUUCAGAACUUCUUUUACUGGAACACCAAAAAUUUCAUAACAAGUUACAUCUCAUUGAUUUUGUUCCUGCUCCUAUAUUUAGCUUACAGCUGGGUCAGAAGUUCGAAGAUCAAUAGCAUUGAGCAAGUGGACUUGGAUUCUGGGCGAAGAGAAAUGGAUCGUGUCAUAUGGAAGGAAGGUUUGGACUACUCUCUGAGUCUGAAGGAAAUCUUUAAUAAACUGCUGGGCUAUCUCUGA